AUGGGGGUAUAUAAGUUGCCUAAUAGUGUCAUCGAUGAAAUUCGAUCCCUCACUGCAAGAUUUUGGUGGGAAAAUUCGGAUGCUAGGAGGAGAGUCCACUGGUUAAACUGGGAGGUUAUGUGCACACCAAAGUGCUUGGGAGGGAUGGGUUUUCGGGAUAUGGGAGUCUUUAAUGAAGCACUCCUUGGUAAGCAAGCUUGGCGACUUAUCAACAAUCCCGGAUCACUGUUUGGGCGAGUUAUGAAAGGCAAAUAUUUCCCUCACUCGGAUUUUUUAGAGUCCUCUCUUGGCUUUAAUGGCAGUUACGCAUGGCGUGGAAUAUGGGGAGCUAAAUCUCUUGUAAAAGAAGGGGUGGUCUGGAGCGUAGGUGAUGGCUCUAAAAUCAGAAUUUUUGAAGACCCGUGGCUAGCCGAUGAAAAGGGGAGGUUUGUUUUUACUCUAGGGAUUGAUAGGCUUAAUGUGGUCAAGGAUUUAAUAAAUGUUGAAACAAAUGAUUGGGACUAUGAGCUGCUUUUCGAGAAUUUUGAAGAGAGCGAUGUAAAAUGCAUUAUGACUAUACCACUUAGUCUCAGAACUCAGGAUGAUAUUCUGACAUGGGCUUUCUCCAAAGACGGGGUAUAUGAUGUGAAAUCUGCAUAUAUGAUUGAGAAGACUUGUGAUUUAGGGGCUUUCCAUCAAGUGUGGGUUGAUAUUUGGGGCCUUGAUACGAUCCCAAAGGUCAAACUCUUUCUCUGGUGA
This is a messenger RNA of Chenopodium quinoa (quinoa), 738 nucleotides long. RefSeq lists its product as uncharacterized. The record is from RefSeq and is a predicted model, not a curated record. NCBI's taxonomy places the organism in Eukaryota, Viridiplantae, Streptophyta, Magnoliopsida, Caryophyllales, Amaranthaceae. The transcript has a single exon. Bases 1 to 738 code for a protein of 245 amino acids.